AUGAUUAGAAGACAGGCGCGUGAACGCAGAGAGUAUUUAUACCGCAAGGCGGAGGAGCUACGGGACUCGCAGCUCCAAGAAAAACGACAACUUAUAAAACAAGCACUGGCACAGGGAAAGCCGCUGCCCAAGGACAUAGCGGACGAUGAGCAACUCCAAAAGGACUUCCAAUAUGACCAGACUGUCGAGGAAACGAUAGACGACGAAUACAGCGCGACGAGCGGGCUGGCCGAGCCUAAAUUGAUUGUCACGACCUCGAGAGACCCUAGCACCAGACUUUCGCAAUUCGCCAAGGAAAUCAGAUUGCUGUUCCCUACCGCAGUCAGACUCAACAGAGGUAACUACGUGAUGCCCAGCUUGGUGGACGCAUGCAAAAAAUCGGGCACUUCAGAUCUCGUCGUGCUGCAUGAACACAGAGGUGUUCCCACUUCGCUUACUGUGUCGCAUUUUCCACACGGCCCCACGGCGUAUUUCACGCUCCACAACGUGGUGCUGAGACAUGAUAUACUUAAUGCCGGUAAUCAGAGCGAGGUGAACCCACAUCUGAUCUUCGACAAUUUCACAACUCCCCUGGGGCAAAGGGUCGUCACGGUUUUGAAACAUUUGUUUCCUCCGGGUCCCAAAAAGGACUCGCCUCGAGUCAUUACAUUUGCCAAUCGCGGUGACUUUAUCAGCGUAAGACAGCACGUUUACGUGAGAACGCGAGAAGGCGUGGAACUGGCCGAAGUGGGUCCCAGAUUCGAAAUGCGACUCUUUGAACUAAGGCUUGGAACCCUGGACAAUAAAGAUGCGGAUGUGGAAUGGCAACUAAGACGGUUUGUCAGAACUGCCAGUAGAAAGGACUAUUUGUGA
This is a messenger RNA of Lachancea meyersii CBS 8951, 852 nucleotides long. NCBI's taxonomy places the organism in Eukaryota, Fungi, Ascomycota, Saccharomycetes, Saccharomycetales, Saccharomycetaceae. The record is from the annotation of a GenBank genome assembly.